Durio zibethinus is the source of this 1736-nucleotide messenger RNA. Its product is annotated as AAA-ATPase At3g50940-like. Gene Ontology annotation, molecular function: ATP binding; ATP hydrolysis activity. NCBI's taxonomy places the organism in Eukaryota, Viridiplantae, Streptophyta, Magnoliopsida, Malvales, Malvaceae. The record is from RefSeq and is a predicted model, not a curated record.
UUUAUUCCAGAAAAUUUGUUACAUUUUGAUGGGUUUCGAGCGGGAAAAUGAGUCUGUAAUUUGCAUGUAAAUAGUUUCAAGUUACCAGGCUUUCAAGGUAAACCAGUUUGGGCUGUCAAAUCUAGUAUUGGGGUCGCCGUUUAGCUUUUUCAUCAUUAUGUUGUGGGCUUCUUUUAAAAUGCUGGAUUGCUCUAUUCGGCCCGGACGGGAGGCAAGUUUUGGACUAAUGCAUUAUUGGUUCCAGUCUCCAGAGUCCCAGAGGAUUCUAGCUCCUCCUUAUUUAAGAGAUUUUUCUUUGCUUUCUCUCCUAGCAAGCAAAACUGUUCUAAUUUGCCUAUUCCUCUGCUUAGCCGAAACCUCUCUAAAACCCUGAAAGCGUACUCAUCUAGAAAAAAGAAAGGUGUGGUUUUCAACCAAAACAAUGCCUUCAUAUGAAGCUCUUCUCUCUGCAGUUGCCUCUCUCGCAGCCUCUGCCAUUCUCUUACGAACCAUUGCCAAUGAAUUCAUCCCGGAUUCCAUGAAAGAUCAGUUCUUUUUGCGCCUUCAAAAGAUUUCAUUGUGUUUAUCCUCUCAGCUCACGGUUGUCAUUGAAGAGUCUGAUGGGCUCACCGCUAACCAAAUCUUCCAGGCUGCUAAUGUUUACUUGGGUGAAAAGUUGUCAUCAUCAACGCGAAGGGUCAAAGUUAACAAGCACGAAAAAGAGAAAAGACUGCAAGUGAUUACUGAUAAGAAUCAAGAAUUGGUUGAUGUAUUCAGAGGUGUGAAGUUGAAGUGGGUAUUGUUGUCUUCUUCACGGAAUCGUAAAUUUGUUUCUAACAAGAAAAAUAACACCAAUGGGAUGUUAAGGGAGGAAAUAUGGUACUUUGAGCUGAGUUUUCAUAAGAAGAGCAGAGAGAUGGUGUUGAGUUCAUACUUACCUUACAUUCUUCAAAAAGCAAAAGAGAUAAAAGAAGAGAAAAAGACACUUAAGCUUCAUACGGUUGAUUAUAAUGGUACUGAUUAUUGGGGUUCGAUCAACCUUGAUCAUCCAGCGAGUUUUGAUACCAUGGCAAUGGAUCCGAAGAUGAAGAUGGCACUAAUAGAAGAUCUUGAUAGGUUUACAAGAAGGAAAGAGUUUUACAGGAGAGUAGGGAAGGCUUGGAAGCGUGGGUAUUUGUUAUAUGGACCACCUGGCUCGGGAAAGUCAAGCUUGGUUGCUACCAUGGCUAAUUAUCUCAAGUUUGAUGUUUAUGAUUUGGAUUUAAAGGAGGUUCAGUGCGAUUCCGAUUUGAGGAGAUUAUUGAUCGGUACAGGUAAUCGAUCAAUAAUAGUCAUUGAGGACAUCGAUAAUUCACUAAAUUCUGCUGAAGAUGACAAGGUUACUUUCUCUGGUCUGCUGAACUUCAUUGAUGGUUUGUGGUCAAGUUGUGGGGAUGAGCGGAUAAUAGUGUUGACAACCAAUCACAAGGACCAUCUUGAUCCAGUGCUGCUAAGACCAGGACGAAUGGAUAUGCAUCUCCAUAUGUCUUAUUGCACAUUUAGCGGUUUCAGGACACUUGCUUGUAAUUAUUUGCAAAUUCAAGAUCAUCCACUUUUUGAGGAAAUCAAGGGGUUGUUAGAGAAGGUUCAGGCAACACCAGCUGAAGUUGCAGGAGAGUUGAUGAAAAGUGAAGAUCCAGAUGUUGCUCUUCGAGGACUUAUCAAGUGCCUCCAUAACAGGGCAAACGCUGAGAUGCAGCAGGAAAGUUAGAACUUAG